AGAGACGCGGUGUCGCUGCUCCGAACGGACAGAAUGGGCGUGGCCGCGCACCUGUUGGGCUGCGAGGACACGUGACUCGGCAGGAAUUUGAUUUGGAUCUUGACCCUGUUGAACAGAAACCUCUGAAUUAAGAAAAGGAUGUCUGUACCCGCAAAUUCGCCGGCUACGUCCUUCCCAGCCGCUACAAUUUCUUUGCCUACGGGACCUGAGGUGCUGAGAACGUACUCGGGGGCUCUCGUCUGCUUAGAAAUAGUCUUCGGAGGUCUGGUAUGGAUUCUUGUGGCCUCUUCCAAUGUCCCUGUGCCUCUGUUACAAGGCUGGGUUAUGUUUGUGUCCGUAACCAUGUUUACCUUUUCCACUGCAUACCUCCUUGUCUUUCUCCUGGGCUUUGUUGACAGGAUCAACACUGACUGGAAUUUCCUGGAUGUAAUGUUCCACUUUACCGCACUGUUGUUCUACUUUGGAGCCUCAGUACUUGAAGCUGCAGUGACAGCUGCCUCUGGAGCAACCAGUAUAAAUUCCACGGCCACCUCUCCUUCCACUCUGAACUGUAUGGUGCUUAUGAACAACAAAAACAUAGUCACCUUUUUGAACCCUCAACAGUACAAUAUUAACAUAGCAGCUACCGUAUUUGCAUUUGUGGUAACCACUUGCUAUGCGUGCAGUAUGUUCAUGGGCUUUAGAAGAUGGAGAAUGUAGUGCUGUUGUUGGUGUUGGGAUCCUGGUUUUAAGGUUCAGGCAUGAAAGAAGUACAAUAAACUCUAUGAACAAACUGUGUUAUUAACCGUGGAGUAGAAACUUUACAGCACAGGAGAUAAACUGUGCUGAUAAAGUUUAAAAAUAUUCCAUGCAGCAUUUAGAGUAAGUACUUUACUGAGUGUCUCAAUAUUUUGGGAUUCUGCCAAGCAUUUUCAUCUUCUAUUUUUUAGUAUUUUUUCCAUGUAUAUCCAGUUCUGAAAACUUAGUUAUUUUACUAUUUAACAUUGUAAUCUUAAAAAGGCUUUUGGCCGCUUGGUCACUAUUAUUUAUGAGAUGCUUUUAUUUCUUUAGUUUCCUGAGUUUGUGGGGUUGCAUGGUAACUGUUUUGUUUGAUAGGACCUAAAAAGAAAAUCAUUAUCUGUAUUGAUUAAUACUCAGUAUUUCAUUUUUUAACAAAUAUGUAAAUUAUGCAACAUCUGUUUUUGGGAACGUAAUAAAUUGAAUUUUUUUAUUAA
Messenger RNA from Lepisosteus oculatus (spotted gar), 1214 nucleotides. RefSeq names its product mal, T cell differentiation protein 2 (gene mal2). NCBI's taxonomy places the organism in Eukaryota, Metazoa, Chordata, Actinopteri, Semionotiformes, Lepisosteidae. The record is from RefSeq and is a predicted model, not a curated record. Gene Ontology annotation, cellular component: membrane. Gene Ontology annotation, molecular function: structural constituent of myelin sheath. Gene Ontology annotation, biological process: myelination.